Biomphalaria glabrata is the source of this 4021-nucleotide messenger RNA. RefSeq lists its product as uncharacterized. Bases 860 to 2815 code for a protein of 651 amino acids. Lineage: Eukaryota; Metazoa; Mollusca; Gastropoda; Planorbidae. The record is from RefSeq and is a predicted model, not a curated record. The transcript is spliced from 15 exons.
AAACUACAAUAUUAUUUAGCAUAAAUAUACAUUUAGAUCUAUAUAAUUAUCAUAAUUCAGAAAUUUAAUUUAGUGACCCUUUGAGAUAAAAUUUAGAACUACAUCUCAGGAGCAUUUUUCAUGUUGACGAUAAUAAUAUCAUCUCAGUUCACUCCAGUUUGGGACCAUUAAAAAUAUGCUCGAGAAAACAAAAAUCUCCGUUGUAGAGAACAUUUCCUCCUUUUUAGAAAACACUGAUGUAAAUAGUGUUAAUUGUGUGAUCACAACAUGAACAUCUGGAAACUGUGCACGAGUUGGCGUAACAAAUGUAGACUCUUGUGUUAAGUCCAGCCUUCGGGUCAACUGUAGAACUUGAUAAGACUUCAUAGCAUCGGAACUAGAUGUAUAGUUAUGUUUUUUUUGGAACAAGAAAGAGUUGCAUAAAAUCUAUUCCAUACGAAAACUACGCAAGAACUAGCCGAUCCUAAUCGAGUUCAGGACAUUACACCACCACCAAACAUUUGAAUAACAAAGCUUCCACAAAUAUAGGCAUCAAUAAAGGAAAGGGGAGAUCAUCUGAUGAAAUGUAGAAGACACUAAGAGAAUAUGCCACACGCUGUCCAUACUGAUAAAAAAACAAACCCUGCUAUAAAUGAUAUAAAUAGAGUUAUCAUUGAGCCCAGUGAUGGCAUUAAAUGUCUGACUGUGUAAAAACAACGAGUUAAUGAAGAUGCUCCACAAAGUGUACAGGAGCUCACAUAGGAGAGACAUAUUGAGUAGAUAACAGCGUUCCUUCUCCUUGCUCUCAUUUCCAUCAAAGAGAGUAACUCUUCAGCCACGAAGUCCAAAUGUUGAGUUGGAUAUAGAUUCUGUAGAAAAUAUGGAAGGGGAUUUCAAACAACAUUCUGAUCCAGUUUUUCAAGGAGCAUCUAAUGCAGAUGUUUCUUUGGAAACUUCUUGCCAGCCACAACCACAGCUUGAUGUAAAAGGAACAUUGUCCAGUGAUGGGGAAAUAAUUGACCUCAAACUUGAAGAUGCCAUAGGGAAAAAUGAUGAAGGUGCGGAUGGAAUCAACAGAAGGUCAAAAGGCCAUAGCGAAAAUCUUGAAGCAGUGUUAGAUGAUGCGCUCCUGCCUGAAACAUUUUGGGCAACCAAAGAUGCCACUGCUAUGUCUAACACAGCAUUAAUGGGAAAGAAGGUCUGUUUUGAAGACUUUUCCCAAACAGAAACACCCAAAAGAGGUCAUAGAGAAAAGAAAAAUGAUUACAUGUCAACAAUUUUGAAUGAAGAAAAUGCUCAAGAGGGUUCUGUUUUACAUCAAAGUUCAGCUCAGACAUUGCAGGACUUUCACUAUCAAACUAGUCCAUUUCGAAAUAAUGGGAGAAAACAAGUAACUACAAAGUCUAACGACCACCAGGUUGAGCUGAUGUAUGAAAGCAAUGGUAAUGAAAGGGAGUGCAAGAAAGGAGAGGUUCCUGGUGAAUCCAGAGUAAUAAAAGAGGGGUCAGAAGUUGAAGGUGCACUUGAAAAGAAUGACCUUUUUGAGGAAUGGGAAAUUAAAGCGCCUGGAAGUAGGAUACCCUUUGUCAUGCCCCCAAUGUAUGGGUUUUGUCAAGGAGGUAACUGCACGCAGAGAGUAAAUUGCUUAUCUCAACAUCCUGAUGUCAAUGAUGAAGCAAACUAUCAGAUGAUUGAGAUACCCGAAUUUAAGCCGUCUAGAAUUCGAUCCAGAAUAGAAAUACCAGGCCAACGGCCUGAGCAUGGGCGUGGGUAUUACCAAACGAUCUGGCCCACUAAUAGUCCGCCAUGUGAUGCGCAUCUAUUGGACAAAUCUCUCGAGUUGCCACCAGUUCUACUCUCUCAUCGAUAUACUCCUCAAAUUGACAAACACACACCUGCAGUUGAAGAGCAGUUGGAUCAAGAGAGCCCGGAGUUCAGGAAGAAGCCAAAGAGCACAAUUCCAGACACCAAACGUCAAGAGCGAAAGACCCAUACCAAGAUAGUUUAUCAACUUCCAGGGAGUGAAGAAGAAUAUAGCAAUAUAAAAUUCUGCCGUCAUAAAAUGACCAAAGAUGGAAUCCAAGUACAGCCUAUGAAGAAAGAGACUACGAUCCAGGACUCCGUGGAUGGCUUACUCUCAGCAGUUGAAGGGCAACUGCCGCUUGUGUACCAUGAGAGCCUGGAGUUCAGACAACAGCCAAAGCGGAGUGGGGUUGCCAAUGAAUUCUUUGGAGAUCCACAGGCUGCAGCUCGAUUGUUCAUUGGUCCUGCUACCAGCAAUCCCAGACUAUCAAAUUUUACGAAUCUCUAUGAGUCCGACUCAGUAUACGAAAUUGAAAGCGGGUUUCUAACACACGAGUGCCAUGGAGAGAGUCUGGAUGACCCUGAAUUGGAUGACAUAAUCAGCCAAUACAAUGAAAACGAGUUCUUGCUAACUAUGAAGUGGGCAAAGCCUGCAGAUUCGGAUCUAUUCCCUUUCCCGUUUCAUGGAAUUAACAAUGAUUUUGGUAAAGAGACAGACGAAAUGAACCUGGGGCUUUUGGAAGGAGGCCUUGAACAUACUUCCACGAUGAGUACAGACAAUAGUACAGUAGCCAAUAUGUCCCCACCCGCAGCCACGGACUCCCGCUCAAAGAAACACAAAAAUAAAGGAUCUAAACGCUCUACCUCUAGAGCUCACAAAAGAGAACAUAUAAAAAUCGAGUGUGAAACUGCUUUUGUUUUCAACGCCUAUUCUGGAGGCAGUGUAUUCAGCCUGGAAGAGCUGGAACAUCUGAUGAAGCUUGCUAAACAGCACGGGAACGAGGGGACACAACCUGGAGGUCGGAAGACUUGAACAAACUGGGAAUCUUUCGUUGCGAGUUGUGGCCCUGUAAUGUCACUAUUGGAGCAUCUAUCCAAAACAGUAUGAAUAAAUCAGCAACAUCUCAAUAUUUAGGUUCAUUGUUAACUUUGCUACUGUAAUGUCAGCUAAUGUUUAGUUGUAUCAAAGAUAUAACUCACGCCUUUAUAGCCCCACCGUAUAUGUGUAAGGAACUUGUUUGUUUCUGUUCUCAUUAAUUACGAAGGUUUUUUUUAAACCAUGCCUAUAAUUGAUUUAAUGCAGCAGAAGUCACAAAAAUUGGAUCUGAACAAAAGUGUAAUUAGUUGGAGCUCUCUAUCACUCGAUGGCUGUCAAGUCUGCUGAAAUACGUAGGAUGCUCGUUGUAAGACUAGUGAUCAGAUAUACAGCAGCAGGGUCAUAAGCAUUUGAUUUCAAUACUUGACCAUUAGGUAGGAACUGACCAUCAGUUUACCCGAUGGCCUAUACCUUUAUGUUGAGCCAACAAGUCUUCACUUGAUCAUCAGUAGAGUUGUCGUUCUCAGUAUUUUCAUGGCUAGAUUUCUUGUCUAUUUAUAGACACUGAGAACUAAAAUAAUUGUGAAUCUCGACCAGAAACCAUUUUCUUUUUCUAAUUUUAGUAACUCCUACGAGAGAAAAGAAACAGUGACCUAUAACCUAAUCUUAAACAUUGUCUCGUCAACUUGGAUUUUUUAAAUCUGUCAUUAUGGAACAUAGUGAUCAUAUGAAUAUAUAGGCAAUUACUAAUCAGACUUAAGAUUGUGUGUGUGUGUGUGUCCAUAAUAUUUGCAUGUUUUAAAAGUACGUACAAAAAAAAAAAAAAGAAAUGGCGGGAAACUUUGAAUAUUUUACUCUGUAAUGUUUAUGUGCAAUUUUUAAUAGGAAAUUAUAAUGAAUUAACAAUUAUGAAGUAGUAAAUUAUUACAAAAUAUUGUCAAAAACUAAUCUAAUGGUUAUAAAAAUAAACAUAAAUUGUAUAAAAUAUGAAAUGAGGAUACAUUAUAUAAAAUUAUUUUCCUUUGGUGAAAAGUUUCAUGUUUUGCAUGAUUGAUUGAGAUGAUGUUUGGAAUGUUGCCAUGUGUUAGGAUUGGAUGCUGUUUAAUGUUUGAUCUACUUGUCACGUAGUAUUGUGUAAAUAUUUAAAACAGAACUUUUUUAACGUAAAUGUCUGAAGCUCCAAAAUAAACCUUAAGUGCUUGC